GGUUGAAUUGGGGGGGGACGCGGGGGGACUGAGUCCCACUUCUAUUUUAAAAAUAUUUUAGCGUACCCCUUCUAAUUUCUCUUAAUGGGACGCUGGGGACGGGAAUCAUUUUAAAAAUUGUACUAAAUUAAUGGAAAUAUUUUUUAUUUUAUUUUAAUGUUGUUGUUUAUCACUGUUAUCACUUAUCACCUAUCAGUGCAAAAAGAAUAACGAUCAUGAUUUGUGGCUAAAAUAUAAUAUGAUAAAGGUAUAAUGUUGAUAACAGAUGAAUUCAAUAAAUUUAUUUAUAGAAUAUAAAUAAUCACCGCUGCAUUAUGACUGGGAACCGUCCGUCCGUCCAGCUAAUGCUUAAUAGCUACACGACGCUGAUAACGCGACGUCCUGUCAAUUGUAUUUAUUAAUUUUUUCCGUAUUCGUCAUUAAAACCUUAUUGUAAUAAAAGUUAAAAUAUUUAUAUACUGUCGUAUUGUUACCAUUGUCGUUCGUCACCACUUACCUUCAAAAAUUGGUUAUUAAAUAUUUUAAUUAAGUACUUUGUAAUUCAUUAUUGAAGAAAAUGAGUGGAAAUAAACGCAGUGCUUCCACUUUUCUUUCAUAUUUCUCAAAGAAAAACAAAUUAAAAGAUACAGUGGAUCUAACAGAACAACUUUCGAAUAAUCCAGAACCAAUACAGUUGUUAAAAUCACAGCCACAAAAUAACCAGGACCACCUGAAUACAUUGUCUUCUGAGGCUUCUAGUGAUUGCACUAAUCUUCAACCAAAAGAGGAAGUGAGUGUACAAACCCUUGAAACAGUUGAUGAAGAAUUAUUAACUCUAGAACCACCAGAUUGUUGGGAAAAUAAACAAGUUAAAUAUUUUACAGAGGAGUAUUCAUGGCUAUUUUUUAAUAAAAAAAAAUUAGGUUGUACAAUAUGCAAAAAUGUUAAUCAUAAUCUCACAAAACAUCAAGGUACACAUAGUUCCAAAGAAUGGGUAAAUGGAAAUAUUACUCCAGUUGGUAAUGAUGUAGGAAAACAGCAAUCAAGUCUACGAAAAAAAAUUGCAAAACAUAAAUCUUCACAAACUCAUUUAAAUGCUGAACGUACUUAUGAAAAACAGUUAAUGGAAAUUAUGCCAGCCCAAGUAUUGAAAACUACUAACAUAGACAUUGAAAGUACAAAAAGAAUUUUUAGAACUGCGUAUUCCAUCGCGAAGAAUCAAAGGCCGUAUGUUGACAUGCCAAAACUAGUGGACCUUCAAAUAAUGAAUGGUCUAUCUAUGGGGAGAGUUCUUCAAACCAAUAAGUCAUGUAGUACUAUUAUUGACCAUAUAUGUUUUGAAAUGAGAAAAAAAUUGUGUUCUGACUUAUUAGAAAAUAAAAGAAAGAUUUGUAUAAUUGUUGAUGAAUCUACAACAUUGAGUCAGAAAACUAUGCUAGUUAUCUGUUUGAGAGCUGCUGUAGUAAAUAAUAAUGAAGUUAUUACAUUUUUCUUUAACAUCAUUGAAGUAGAAAGUACAUCUGCUGACUGUAUUAGGAAAGCUAUUUUAGUUGAUCUUUCAAAGUAUGGAUUAAAUGAGGAUUUUUUAAAAGAAAACUUGAUAGCUUUUGUUAGCGAUGGUGCGUCUAAUAUGCUGGGUAGAAUUUCUGGUGUUGGUACUCAACUACAAAAAACAUUCCCCGAUAUUAUAGUAUGGCAUUGCUGUAAUCAUCGUUUAGAGUUGGCCGUAUCUGAUACUUUAAAAGAAAUCCAUGGUACAAAUCACUUCCAAUCAUUUAUAGAAAAGUUAUAUGCAAUAUACCACCAAUCACCUAAGAAUAUGUAUGAACUUAGGAUGUGUGCUACUUCAUUAGAACAAAAAUUACUACAUAUUGGAAAAAUUUUUACAAUCAGGUGGGUGGCAUCCAGCAAGACAACUUUAAAAGCUGUUUGGAACAAUUAUGUAGCAUUGUAUAACCAUUUUACAAAUGCUUCUAAUGAUACAAAGAGAGAAUCAAAAGAAAGAUCCAAGUAUAUAGGACUCAGACGAAUUCUAACAGCAGUAGAAUUUGUUAUCAACCUAGGAAUCAUGUACGAUGGAUUAUCUGAACUUUCUGACUUGUCGUUGCAGUUACAAGAUCGAGGUUUGUCGCUUUCAACUGCAAAUAGUUGUAUAGAACGUACAAUUCGCAUUUUUGAUUCUAUGUCAAAUACAUAUGGACCAAAAACUAAAGAAGUAUUGAAAGCUGGUGAUUUAUUGAAGUUUAAGGAUGUACCAUUAACGAUAAAUAAAUCAGUACCAAAAAUUGACCCUGGACAGUUCUUUACAAGCCUUGCUAACAAUAUGCGUUCAAGACUUUUCACAACUCAAGCAACGCAUGUAUCAAAAAAUAAAAAUGAAUUUAAAGAUCAAUUUGAAAAUAUUCUUAAAGAUUUGAAUGUAUUAGAUCCCAAUAACUGGCCAGAUAAUAUUGAUAUCCAAUAUGGUGACGAUAGCAUUAGAAGACUGGCAAAUAAGUUUCACUUAAAUGAAGUAUCCACAAUUCGAGGAUUUAGAGAAUUUAAAGACUUGAAAGAUUCCUCAAAAAUACCAACAUUAAACCCACUUUUAACUGCAAUUUCAACUAUUGCUGUAUCUUCAUCUGAAUGUGAAAGAUCAUUUAGUUCCAUGAACAACAUAAUAACGCCUAAAAGAAACGUACUAACUUCUGAACACAUAGCAUCAUUAGUGUUUAUUAGUUGUGUUGGACCACCUGUUCAAUUGUUUAAACCAGACCACUAUGUAAAAAGUUGGAUUAAAACGGGUAAAAGAAGUGCAGAAAAAACAAGAUGUCCAAAACGAGACGAACAUGACAUAGAUCAUUCCUAUAAACAUUUAUGGGCAUAUUUAAAUUUAUAAAACA
This is a messenger RNA of Myzus persicae (green peach aphid), 2861 nucleotides long. RefSeq names its product E3 SUMO-protein ligase KIAA1586-like. The transcript has 5 exons. Gene Ontology annotation, molecular function: protein dimerization activity. NCBI's taxonomy places the organism in Eukaryota, Metazoa, Arthropoda, Insecta, Hemiptera, Aphididae. Bases 557 to 2857 code for a protein of 766 amino acids. The record is from RefSeq and is a predicted model, not a curated record.